Impatiens glandulifera is the source of this 2082-nucleotide messenger RNA. RefSeq lists its product as uncharacterized. Lineage: Eukaryota; Viridiplantae; Streptophyta; Magnoliopsida; Ericales; Balsaminaceae. The record is from RefSeq and is a predicted model, not a curated record. The coding region runs from base 160 to 1884 and encodes 574 amino acids. The transcript has 8 exons.
GCCAGCUCUCAACGCUCCUACUGACAACAAGUCGUCGGCUUUUCAAAAAAUCCUCAAAAUUUCGAUCAUUCCGCCAAACCCUUUUGAUCAAUCCCUUCUUCGUGAUCAAUAAUUUCCAUGGAUUGUUCCAAUUUAUAGACAUUCUAUUCCUCCUCUGUAAUGGCGACAUCAGCCUUCAGAUCGACGACAAAAAGGACUUCAAUUGGUGGAAAGCAGACAGUCGAAGAAUCUGCUUCGUCUAACAGAACCCAUCGAAGGUCCAGAAGUCUCAGUCAGUUCUCCCGUCGUCCUCCCGAACUUGACCAUGAUUUCAGCGGCGACGAGAUAGUACCCAAGUCGCGCUUUGUAAACACGACGAGAGGUUCUGGGUUUCCGGAUAUUAGUCUUGAUGAUCUUGCUAUUGAAUUUUCUGCUCAUAGGGAUGAAGCGGAUGAACAGAUGAGUAAUAGAGGUCGUCUUAAUCGGCGUUUUUCUGAAAUGGGUACACCGGCUUCUGUUAAUCUUUCUCAGCAACGGAGAGGGAGGUCGGUUUCCAGACAGCGAAAUGGGGAUGGAAAAAGUAACAUUGUUUCUGGUGGUGGUGGUGGUGGUGGAGGAAGGAUGGCAUCGGAUGCAAGUUCGAGAAGGAGGAGAUCUGUUUCAGUUGUUCGAUAUCCGAUUAGUGAUUCUGAGAGUGAUAAAGAUCUUUCUAACAAACAUGAAAACUUGAAGAAAUUCAAUAAAGGGACUGCACAGAUGCCUUUGUUACACAAACCAAAAACGCCCAACCAGCGAUUUCUUGGGAGGUCUAUGAGUCAAAAAGAUCUGUCGAAAUUCCAUGAUGACUACUCAAGCCAGUCUUCUGCUUUAACAGAUGAUGAAACUAAGGAUGCUUACAGCAGAAAAAAAGUUGUUGAGAAAACAAUUCGAGCAGUUUAUGCUCAGAAAAAGGUGGACAACCCAGUUGGAGAUGAUGGGAGCUGUGGGUUGUAUGAUACGAUGAGAAAGGAACUUAGAAAUGCUGUUGACGAGAUCAAGACAGAACUUGAACAAGCAAUGGUGAGAAAAAGUUCAGUAAGUGGUAGAAGUAUGCAAUCAAAGGAGACUGGUGUUCUUCAAGCUGUCUCUUCUAUCAGAAAGAAUUACUCUGCAAAAUUGGAACAGUCAGAGAAACGGAAGCAAGAUCUUCUAGCAGAGAUUCUAUUGGAGGAACAGCGUGGCCUCGAGCUGUCAGAAAUAGUUAACGAACUGCAUACAAAUCCAAAGAACUCUACAUUGCAAGAAAAAACUCGACCUAGAAAGAGAACUGGCGAUAGGAAUGCGAUGUCUGAGGAAUUAAUUGAUGAUGCUGAGAAAUAUAUUGAAGAAUUCCUUUCUAAUGUUGAAGAUACAGAUAUAUCUUCUUUAGAUGGAGAAAGGAGUGAUACAAGUUCUGCUAUAGAUGUUUCAAUGCGGGGUAGAGAUGCUAGGUUUCAUUAUGGUGAAAGGGAAACAUUUCUAAGCCCAACCAGUGCCAAUUCUGCUUCGGUUGAAAUGGAUGGUGUUAUUCUUCCUUGGUUGCAAUGGGAGACUAGUAAUGAUAGUUCCUUCCAAAAGAGCACGAAUAAAAGAGAACUUCCUAUUGCUCCAAUAAACAUGGCAUGGGAUACAGCUUUGGAAGCAGCAACUAUGAGGCAUGAUGAUCAUCAAUCCCAUUCUACUAGUAGCCUUGGAAAUUGGAGUCCAGUAAUCAAUACUCAUUAUCUCAUCGAUGAAAAACCUGGAAGCAUCACGAAGAAUUCAACAUUCGACAUGGACAAGUAUCUUCGGCUUAAGAAAGAAGAGGAUGUUUUGGUUGAAAGAUGGCGAGAACGCAGCAGAAUAGUUUCUGGCGGUUUAUUGCUUUGUAGCAAUGGCUUCUUCUAGAAAUCCAGUAUGUAUUCUUCUGUCCCAACAUACAUAUAUGGAUGCUAUUGACUCUAAUCUGUGAAAUGCGUUUAAUUUAUAUCAAACAGAAUUGUUAGAAAUGAGUCAAAUUUAUAUUAUUAGUGUUUUCUCAAUUAUAUCAUAAGAUUUUUAAUUUAGAAUUGGAGAAGUAGAAACAAUAUAACUGUUUUUUCAUGA